AUUAUAAAUACAGCAUGAUCUUUCAGCAACUCACAUGAAGCUCAAAUCAGCAUUGCUAGAAGAAACAUAUCUCAGACCAGACCACCACUAACUGUUAUUAUGGAUCUAAAACAACGCCUUAAGAAGCUGGAGUGCCACUUCACCUGGGAUCUGGAGUACAGUAAAAAUGAACUCCAGGAUUUACUGAGCAACCUGAAUGAUGUGGACCAGGAAACGUGCACUUGGCCGGUUCACUAUUACAACCUGCUGGGCUACAUCCAUCAGGCUCUUGGCUCCAGCACAGAGGCGCUGAAGAACCUGGACAAAGCAGAAAGUGUGAUCCAGGAGCAGGGAACAGAAGAGGCUGGAGUCCGGCUGCAGGUCAACAAAGCUAACCUGGCUUGGGUCUACUUCCAUUUGGGAGAGAUGGAGAAGAGCAAAGAAUAUCUAGAAGAGGUGGAGAGGCUUCAGCGAAUGCAUCCUGCUCCACCUGAAUGCACUUUACACCCUGAAGUGAGUGGAGAAAAGGGCUGGACGCUGGUGAAGUUUGACUUGUCAAAGAAGUGUCAGGCAAUUGAUUACUUUAAAAUGGCUUUAAAAGCACAACCAGAUAGGAAGGAAUGGCACAAAGGUCUUGCCAUGGUGAUGAACAAGGAUUGUGUACAGUCUAAAUUCACUCCAGAACAGAUUGUAGAGCAAGUGAAACUCGCACAUGAGAAAGACCCAAGUAGUUUGCUCCUUCAUGCUCAAUAUUUACUAGAACUGUGCUAUCAGAAACCAUCAGAGCAUAAAAAAACAGUGUCAUCAGAAAACAUUGAAAGGGAGAUGCGAGAUUUACUAGAAAGAACUCUUGAAACUGGAAACCUGGAGGGUUUGCAUAUUAUUCUCAGGUAUUAUAGAAAAGAGAUUUCUUUUGAUAAAGCUAUUCAAAUAGCAGAAACAGUUCAAGAAAAGUUCCCCUCUUCAGUUAAAGCAUCAAAACUUUUGGCAAACUGCUACAAAUGGAAGGUUUACAACAUGGAAGGCAGUGAGGAAAAGGAAAUUUUUGCUAGGAAAGCCAUUAAGCUCUUUGAGAAGGUUGUCAGACGUAACCCUCACUCACUUGAUGUAAAGAUAUACCUUGCAUCAAUGCACAAAUAUGCGAAUGACAGAAAGAGAGCAGAUGAGAUUUACCAGCAGCUCCUGUCAGAGAUAAAUGAUCUUUCUCCUCAUAGGCAACAGUAUAUUUACUACAAUUAUACCUUUCAUCUACUUGACUGCAGACAGUAUGAAGAAUCAAUCAAAUAUCACAUGAAAGUAGCAAAAAUCCCAAAUGAUACAGUUCACAAACAGAAGAGCAUAAAGAUUCUUCAAAGAACUGUGAGAAAAGGUAGAAGCCCUCAGUGUGAGGAAAUUCUGCUUAUUCUGGAGAAAAUUAAUAUUUCUGAUUAAAAUGUCAUACUUCAUCAAAAAACAAACAAACAAGCAAAAAAAAAAAAAAACUUCCAUUUGUAUAAAUUUGCCACAAUUCUAAAAAUUUUAGUGAAGGUGGGAAAAUUUUCUCCCUCUUGAAAACCAUUCUCUGUGGAAUAUUUUCUAUAAUACUGAAAAAUACCAAAAAAACAAACAAACAAAAAAAAACACUUCUUGGAGCUGGAUCAUGUGCUUAUUGCAUCUGGUUAUUAAUAGUGUUCAGAAAAAACACCUGCUUUCAUUUCUGAAGACUUUCAUUUCUGAAAUGUGGAUAUACAGAUGUUGCUUAUAGUACAUGUUUCUGUUUCAAAUACAAUAAUAAAAAUUUAAUUAUAAAA
Messenger RNA from Ctenopharyngodon idella (grass carp), 1769 nucleotides. RefSeq names its product interferon-induced protein with tetratricopeptide repeats 1-like. The transcript is spliced from 2 exons. NCBI's taxonomy places the organism in Eukaryota, Metazoa, Chordata, Actinopteri, Cypriniformes, Xenocyprididae. Gene Ontology annotation, biological process: defense response to virus. Gene Ontology annotation, molecular function: protein binding. Bases 100 to 1410 code for a protein of 436 amino acids. Gene Ontology annotation, cellular component: cytosol. The record is from RefSeq and is a predicted model, not a curated record.